Linum tenue is the source of this 1631-nucleotide messenger RNA. The record is from the annotation of a GenBank genome assembly. NCBI's taxonomy places the organism in Eukaryota, Viridiplantae, Streptophyta, Magnoliopsida, Malpighiales, Linaceae.
AUUCUCCCAUCACCCACCCGUCACUCCAAACGAACCAAACAAAAAUCAAAACCCUCUCCACCGCCGUCGUCGUCUUCUAAACCGGCCGCCCACUGCUUUCUCUCCUACAACCACCAUCGCCGCCUGCUUCUUCAUCCGCCAUGGACGUCAUCUCUUCCUCCUUCGCUGUGGAAUUUAAUCCUCUCGCUUCUCCCGCAUGGAACUCGCUCCGCCGCCGCCGCCACCAGCGCAUCCCUCUCUCCUCUGCUUCUCCUCGGCGCAGCGCCGUCCUCUGCUCCGCACUCAAGUCCUCCCCCUCGCUCAGCGUCGCCGAUUCCGCUUCCAGCGACUCGGCCGCUCGAAUCGGAUCGCUGAGUCAAGUCGCCGGCGUGCUGGGGUGCCAGUGGGGGGACGAAGGUAAAGGCAAGCUCGUCGACAUCUUGGCUCAGCAUUUCGACGUCGUUGCCCGCUGCCAGGGUGGAGCUAAUGCUGGGCAUACAAUCUAUAACUCUGAGGGGAAGAAAUUCGCCCUUCACCUGGUUCCCUCGGGGAUUCUAAACGAGGAUACACUCUGUGUUAUUGGGAAUGGGGUAGUGGUGCAUUUGCCUGGUCUGUUUAAGGAAAUUGAUGGUUUGGAGGCAAAUGGGGUGUCCUGCAAGGGAAGGAUAUUGGUCUCUGAUCGAGCUCACCUCUUAUUCGAUUUCCAUCAAGAGGUGGAUGGGCUGAGGGAGUCCGAACUUGCUAAAUCGUUCAUUGGGACGACCAGAAGAGGGAUUGGACCUUGCUACUCGAGCAAGGUCAUCCGCAAUGGCAUCAGGGUAAGUGACCUGAGGCACAUGGAUACUUUCCCUCAGAAGCUUGAUCUUUUAUUGUCGGAUGCUGCUUCGAGAUUCCAAGGGUUUAACUAUGGUCCAGAAAUGCUCAGGGAAGAGGUUGAGAAGUAUAAGAGGUUUGCUGAGAGAUUGGAGCCUUACAUUGCUGAUACUGUGUGUGUUAUGAAUGAGUUCAUCAGCCAGAAGAAGAAGGUUUUGGUGGAAGGUGGUCAAGCUACCAUGCUGGAUAUUGACUUUGGAACUUACCCGUUUGUGACGUCCUCUAGUCCAUCAGCAGGUGGGAUCUGCUCUGGUCUUGGUAUUGCUCCAAGGGUUCUUGGUGAUCUUAUCGGCGUGGUGAAAGCUUACACCACGAGGGUUGGUUCUGGUCCUUUCCCUACAGAGAUAUUGGGUCAAGGAGGCGAUCUCCUUAGGUUUGCUGGCCAAGAAUUCGGAACAACAACUGGCCGUCCUCGUCGUUGUGGUUGGCUGGAUAUUGUCGCACUGAAGUUUUGCUGCCAGAUUAAUGGCUUUUCUUCCUUGAACCUAACUAAAUUGGAUGUUUUGUCUGACCUUGCUGAAAUUCAACUGGGGGUUUCUUAUAAGCUACCUGAUGGUACACCAGUUAAGUCCUUUCCAGCAGAUCUUCGCUUGCUUGAACAGCUCAAGGUCGAGUAUGAGGUCCUACCAGGAUGGAAGACCGAUAUUUCUUCUGCUAGAAGCUACUCAGAACUUCCUAAGGCUGCUCAGAGAUAUGUCGAAAGGAUAGAAGAACUCGUCGGAAUACCAAUUCAUUACAUUGGUAUUGGCCCAGGACGAGAUGCUCUCAUCUACAAAUGA